Molecule: messenger RNA, 2089 nt
Organism: Plutella xylostella (diamondback moth)
Lineage: Eukaryota; Metazoa; Arthropoda; Insecta; Lepidoptera; Plutellidae
Source: RefSeq, a predicted model, not a curated record
AUUUGAUAGCUGCAUUUUAGCGAAAUUUCGUGUUUUUGUUUUGUGGUGAAGUUGUUUAAUCUUAGCUUAGUUAAAUAAAAGGUUCUAAAUAAGGAACUAAAAUGACCGAACCGGCUCCAGUAAAGAGACAUCGAAGCGCUAAUUGGGAAAUGGAUGAAAAGAAACUGAUGAGAGAUGUCAUUAAACCAUAUUUACACAUAAUAGAGACCAAAAAAUUAACUUUGGAAGCCAAUGCGGCCAAAAUUAAUGCUUGGAAAGAAAUAACUGAAAAGUUCAACAAAGUAAAUGACACAACAAGAAGUAUGAAACAAAUAAUGAUUCAAUGGAAGAUAAAUAAAAACAUUUGCAAAGCUAAAUUUGCAGCCCAUUGUAUACCAAAAAUGGGACCGUUGAAAGUUCUGAAACCCGUCACACCGACCGCACCCCCAUUGAAAUUAGGAGUUACUAUAAUCAAAGAGGAACCUCAAAAAACUUCUAGUAAUUUAAUAGAACUUGACAGCUACAAUGUAAUGGGCUCUACAUUGAAAGGCAGUAAAAUGACAAAUGUUGUGAUAACUUGUGCAAAACCUAAAGCAUCCACAUUGAAGGAAGAUGGAAACAUUCAAAAAUUAGUAGUGAUUCCUGCUUCAAUAACUCAAUCGGAAACCACUGAUCCACUUGAGACUAAGCAAGAAAUACCAGAGACCGAAAAUGAUCCAUUGGCUAUGCUUGAAGAUGUGAUCAUUCCUGUGCCAGUAGAAAUACCAGAAAUCACUGAAGAAAUUGUGACUGAACAGUUGGAUGAUGAGUACUAUGACGACAUUGCUGACACAGCUGCACCUACCUCUCCAGAAGUAGUCAAGGAAGAGAUGGCUGAAGAAGUACCUGCAAUUGCUACGAGUCCAAAAGACGUGUCUAAAAGUCCUGAAAGAGAAGCUGAAAAGGUUCUUGAAGAAGACCCCGCAAUACCCAAAGUAACCACAGAUGACGUGCCUCAAAGUAGUGAAGAAAUUGCUGAAAAGAUUGCUGCCGUGGUGCCGGGUGAAGCCACUAACACAGAGCCAGCUCAAAAACCAAUAAGGAGACGUAGAAAGUGCUUCACAAGUCGGCCGUCAUAUCGUCAGGGUGAAUUACUAGUAGAGUAUUUAGAAAGGAACCCAGAGUUGGCCAGGGGUCUUCUAAAGACCGCCCAAGGGCGGAGAGAAACAAAAAAAAAAUGGAUAUCGUUGGCCUUGACCCUAAAUGCGGUCAGCGGGUCUAUAAAAGAUGGACGCGGCUGGUGCAAAUACUGGACAGAAAAAAAAUGUUAUUUAAAACGCAUAUGCGCAAGGAAUUUGGCAAUGAGGCGACCUGGAGGCGGCCCUAGCGACCUGUCACUAAAAUUGUCAGACUUGGAACAGAGGAUGGUGGCGGUCAUGGGCGGUGAAGAGUUUGCCACUGCCACCGGUGAUCAGCGCUUGACAACAAGACACGUUGACCACGAGCCAGAGGAGGUGGCCACUCGUGAAGGCAGUUGUGACCAGCUUCCCUCUCUGGAGACUGCAUCAUGCUCUGGUCAAUGGCAGGAAGUUAACGUCGAGGCCGAUCCUGAGCCCAUUAUAGGCGAGGUGCAGACCCCUGACUACAUUGUUAUCGAGGAGCAGCAUCCUGAGCAGUCAUCCGGCUCAGAUCAGUCUCCUCACAACUCACAACAGUCCCGCCGCCGCCGCCGCAACCAACUCGACAUAGAAGUCGAUAGGAUGACGGCGAUAGAGGAAAAGAGGGUCGAGGCUGAGCUGCUGACGGCACGGGCUUUAGGGGACCUAGCAUCAGCGUUCCGUGAUGGGGUAAAUGUGCUGAAAGAAAUCGCACAAUAUUUCAAAAAAUAACAAAUUUAUCUAGCUUGCGGUUUGUAAAUAGACAUUGAUUUUAAUAUUAUUUAGCUAUGUUGAUUAAGGUACCAAUGUGUAAAUUUUUGUUUUAAGUUGUAAUUUUGAUUAAUGUAAAAAGCAUGUAUGCUGUAUGGUUAUGUUCCUAUUGUUAUAAGUUUUUAAGUGUUUUAUGUUCAAUAUGUUUUCCCUGUAAUUAUAAUUUAAUUUUAUGUUAAUUAUAAGUAACCUACCUUAUGAAA